This is a messenger RNA of Populus trichocarpa (black cottonwood), 2537 nucleotides long. RefSeq names its product organic cation/carnitine transporter 7. Gene Ontology annotation, cellular component: membrane. NCBI's taxonomy places the organism in Eukaryota, Viridiplantae, Streptophyta, Magnoliopsida, Malpighiales, Salicaceae. Bases 736 to 2238 code for a protein of 500 amino acids. Gene Ontology annotation, molecular function: transmembrane transporter activity. The transcript has 7 exons. The record is from RefSeq and is a predicted model, not a curated record. Gene Ontology annotation, biological process: transmembrane transport.
UGUUUUAAAAAUAUAUUUUUUUUAAAUAUCAUUUUAAUAUUUUUUUAAAUAAAAAACAUUUUAAAAAAUAACUCCAAUCAUACCACAAAACACUCUCAACGUGGGAUCGAUGAACUGUUACUGAUCUGUUUAUGGGUACGUGGAGCAACUAGCUGAUGAUGAGAUCCACUUGUCUGCUCUUGCCUAUACUCCUACUUUGGCCACACCAACCAUGCCUUCGCUUUCUCAUUUUCCAUGUUUAACUAUGUAUUUCGAUUACUUCUAUAUUACCAAACUCGUACUAUAUAUAUAUAUAUAUAUAUAUAUAUGUUCUUAUAUCCUCUUCUUUUCAACUGAAAGAGUCAUCCUGUCCUGUCCAGCUACAUAUGCCGCAGUCCACUCCACACAAAUUAUCGAUUUUUCCCUUCUUUUCAGCCGAAAGAGUCAUCCUGUCCUGUCCAGGUACUGGACAAUUGUAAUGGUAACAACCGUAUAUAUGUUAGCGCAAAGAAGACUAUCAUUUCCUAGUUUCAGGUUAGUUCAUAUUUUCUUGAUUAUAUGUUCUCAUGCGCAGCUCAGCUCCAUUUAUGCAUCUUCCAAGGAAGUAUCAAGCAGUAUUAGUGUUUCGUGUUGUUUGAUUCGUGUCCAUGUGUACCCAAGCAAUUAUUAUUAACAAGUAAAGCUUCAUAAACUUAUAUCCAGUUGGCCGCUUCUGUAAGCAGUGAUAUAUAGCAUCGAUCUCUGACUGCUACGCCCAUGAAUGAGCCAGCUGAGACCUCCGUCAGGACGGACGGGGAAAACCUUGUAUACACUGUGGAUGAGGCUCUUGCUUCUGUGGGAUUUGGGAAAUUCCAAGGUCUCGUGCUUGUUUAUGCUGGACUUGCUUGGUUUGCAUACGCAAUGGAAGUUAUGAUUCUCUCUUUUGUGGGACCGGCGGUCAAGUCCCAGUGGGAUCUCUCAUCAAGCCAAGAGAGUCUGCUAUCAACUGCUGUUUUUGGUGGCAUGCUUAUUGGAUCAUUUUUUUGGGGACUCGUUUCAGAUCAUCAUGGAAGGAGGAAGGGUUUCCUAGGAGCAACUCUUCUGACUUGUGGAGCUGGAUUGUUGAGUGCUUUCUCCCCAAAUUAUGCAUCUCUGGUGAUUCUUCGUUGUUUGGUUGGCUCCGGGCUGGGUGGUGGAAGUGUAUUCAGCUCCUGGAUUCUAGAGUUUGUUCCUGCUUCACAUAGAGGAAAAAGGAUGCUUCUACUCUCAUGGUUCUGGGCAUUUGGGACAAUUUUUGAGGCUUUACUUGCAUGGAUGGUAAUGCCAAGGUUGAGUUGGAGAUGGCUACUCGCAGUAUCCUGUUUACCAGCAUUUGCCCUGCUUCUCUUUUAUUCUCAUGUACCAGAAUCUCCAAGGUAUCUAUGCAUGAAAGGCAGAAUAAAUGAUGCAUAUAAUAUUCUGGAGAAAAUAGCUCUGCUCAACCAAUCAAAACUCCCUCCCGGAGAGCUUGUUCCUGAUAGUACAAUUGGACUGGAUGAAGAAUCUGCAACAUCAGAAUAUACCCCUCUCCUCUCCACCACUGAAAAAAUGGAUUUGGAUUUUAGAUCAGGAUUCCAAUCAUUUCUUAUGCUUUUCUCAUCAAAACUAAUCCGAACAACACUUCUUCUCUGGGAGUUACUCUUUGGAAAUGUAUUCUCAUAUUAUGGUAUCAUAUUGCUGACUUCAGAGCUAAGUAGUGGGCAAAGCAGAUGUGGCUCAAAUCUCUUGAAAUCAGAAAAUCCUGACAGCCUCUACAUAAAUGUAUUUAUUUCUAAUUUGGCAGAGCUUCCUGGGAUUCUUUUGUCAGCAACUAUUGUAGAUAGAAUUGGCCGCAAGCUUACGGUAGCUUUUACGUUUGUCUUGGCUGGUAUCUUCCUUUUACCUCUGGUUUACCAUCAGUCUGCAACAUUAACGAUGUCAUUCUUGUUUGGAGCUCGAAUGAGUACCAAAGCAGCCUACUCAGUUGCUACAAUAUAUGUUCAGGAGUUAUAUCCGACAUCCGUCAGGGCAACAGGUGCUGGAGCUGCGAAUGCUGCGGGGAAGGUUGGUGGCAUGAUAUGUCCUCUUGUGGCGGUUGGCCUGGUGACUAGCUGCCAGAUUACAGAAGCCAUCAUCCUGUUUGAGGUCCUGAUGGCUAUUUCAGCAGUCUGUGUCAUGUUCAUCCCAGUUGAUACCAAGGGACAGAAAUUGUGCGACAGCAUAGAUGUAUCUGAUUCAAAACAGGUUGUCGUUGGGCAGUAAAUUCUACCCCUUCAACCAUUGUAGAAAAGAAAUGUAUUUUGAUUCCUUACAGUAGAUAAAUAUCUGCCAACUCAUUGCAUGCCCUAGGUUGAUUCUGACCCUAGCAGAACGCUGAUUGACAUAAUUUUCUUUUCCGAAGUUCAAGUCUCAGGAGUUGAAAAUGUUCAUCUCUUCUGCCGUUGAAUACCUUUUGAGCUAAAGCAGCAAAAACUGUCAUGACAAGUCUCCAAGGACUUGCGAUCCUGCUCUUCCGAGUUUCUUAAAUAUUGCAAAAGCAGUCGUCUAAAGAUCUUUGACUU